Dermacentor silvarum is the source of this 571-nucleotide messenger RNA. Its product is annotated as ATPase inhibitor A, mitochondrial. Gene Ontology annotation, molecular function: ATPase inhibitor activity. The transcript is spliced from 4 exons. Gene Ontology annotation, biological process: negative regulation of ATP-dependent activity. The record is from RefSeq and is a predicted model, not a curated record. NCBI's taxonomy places the organism in Eukaryota, Metazoa, Arthropoda, Arachnida, Ixodida, Ixodidae. Bases 78 to 413 code for a protein of 111 amino acids. Gene Ontology annotation, cellular component: mitochondrion.
UUCUUCAAGUACAGCAACUUGCUUACCUGCGAAGCGCCGGCGCGCCGAAAUCCCGGCAUCACAGAUUCACAGGCAAAAUGGCGUUGAGACAGUGUAGCCGGGCCCUGAGUAACUUCAGAUUUCUGCAGUGUUUAAGCGAAGCACGGUUUUCGAGUUCGCAGUCCGGCGAAUGGGGCAGUGGCUCUGGAAAGGGCGGUGGCGGUGGUGGCAGCGUCCGUGAAGCUGGCGGAGCUUUUGGCAAGAUGGAGGCGGCUCGGGAGGAAGAGUACUUCCGCAAACUGCAAGCUCACCAAAUUGAGGUGCUGAAGGAGCACAUUGAAGAUGAAAUCAAGCAACACGAGAAACUUAUCAAGCAGCACCAGGAUGAGAUUGACAGGCACAAGAAGAAAAUUCGUGACCUCAAGGAACACUAAGCUGGAAGUUUCGAAACGGAGCCAGAGUCCCUGCUUAUUCCAUUUUUGUUAAAUUUUUUUUUCUCUCCUGUUACAUGCUGUAUGAGUGGAACAACGAGCAAGCCCCAGUGAGCAGUGUUUUUGUAGCUAGGGUGAAUUAAAGAAGUUGCAAGGUUGCA